Callorhinchus milii (elephant shark) is the source of this 1335-nucleotide messenger RNA. RefSeq names its product MIS12 kinetochore complex component (gene mis12). The record is from RefSeq and is a predicted model, not a curated record. Bases 108 to 791 code for a protein of 227 amino acids. The transcript is spliced from 2 exons. Gene Ontology annotation, cellular component: nucleus; chromosome, centromeric region. Gene Ontology annotation, biological process: mitotic sister chromatid segregation; protein localization to kinetochore; mitotic cell cycle. Lineage: Eukaryota; Metazoa; Chordata; Chondrichthyes; Chimaeriformes; Callorhinchidae.
CUGGCCGGUCUGCACAUGCGCAAGCGGAAGGCGGGAGUGGUUGUGACAGUUGGCGGCCUCUCAGCCGAGAUCCCGAGGCAGAUUUUAAAAAUCCAAUUGAGUUAAAGAUGGAGGACAUCCUGAUGAUGUAUGAGACUCAGUUUUUUGGGUUCUCGCCACAAACCUGUGUCCUUCGGGUGCAAUGUGCCAUCCAGGACUCUCUCCUCGAUGUGAUGCUGGUGGCCGAACAAGUUGUUAUCAGGAAGCUGGAUGAGCUGCCAGACUGCGGCAUCACACCGUCAAGUGUCCGCGCCUGCACCAAAACUUUCCUGCAGGUGAUCAAGAGCCGUUUUGAUGUUACCUUUGAAAAGCUGGAGCGCGGUCUCCUGCAGCACAUUCUGAAAAUUCCUGCAAACGUUCUGCUCCCAGAAGACAAAGUUCAUGAACAGUACCCUGAGGAACAGUAUAGUGAGCUACAAGAAGAGAUCGCUCAACUCCAGCAGUGCUACAAGGCAGAGCUCAGCGGCAAACAGGCCCUUCUGGACGAGCAGGAAGAGCAGAAGAUGGUAGAGCUUAAAUUGGAACAGAGGAUUCAUUGGUUUGACGGACUGAAGAAUAUGUGGAAGGAUAACAUGAUCCGUGACGUGCAUGAGAGCCUGAUCUUCAUCGAGCAGUCGGUCCAAAAGGUCCCGGAUGCUCUGAAGAAAAUCAUAGCUCAGUGCGAAGGUGAGCUGAGCAAGUCGCAGGCUGUGGCUACCAGCAAACAAGAAGAUGAGUGUGAGACCAAACGAAAACGGUUAAAGAUCGAAUGAUUGGAGACUGAGCAUUGCAGUAAGUAGGUUUAGAGAAUGGACUUUUCACUUCUGGAAUCUGAGUUGAACUAAGAUCCAAAGCUGGCGAGGGUUCCCUCACAGAAUUGUGCUUGAAACUAGCUCGGCCAAUCUCUAUCACAUUUCUUGUUGAUUGCGAGACCUCAGCGCAGACCCACUCGACAUCUGCUACAAGAUUGAUAUGCUCUUCGGGGUGGGAUGAAAUGGAAAUUAUGGCACUGGUGAAGUAAUGAGGUGCUCCCUUGGUGUACAUGCAGGUAGCAGAGAAGCAUCACUUACCAAUACGACGGCUUGACACUGGAUGUUCCAUUUCCUGACACUGACAUCCUUUACUGUGAUGAGCAAAACAACAGAAAUCCCACCACAACCGAGAUUGUUUUACUACCUGUUGGUUAGCGAGAGUUACUGCUGCACAACAUUUGGUGCUGAUAGAGACCAAUGUGUUUUCCUUACUUCUCUCGCUACGAAAGGCCCAGCACACAUGCCAAUAUUCCAAAUAAGCUUUUAUUUUUUCACUCAGAAUUUA